Messenger RNA from Orbicella faveolata, 919 nucleotides. RefSeq lists its product as uncharacterized. NCBI's taxonomy places the organism in Eukaryota, Metazoa, Cnidaria, Anthozoa, Scleractinia, Merulinidae. The record is from RefSeq and is a predicted model, not a curated record.
AGAGACGGCAGGAGAAUUGUGGAACUGUGCUUUUUAGCUGACCAGUUGAAAGCGGGUUGUUCGGAGUGUAAAAAGAUCUUAAACAUCAUACAUACUGUGCACGAAAAGACCUAGGGUCUGGGGUCAAUCCUUUAAAUUCAGUGCGAGGAAUGCUCACAGCUCAAUGCUAUAAAGACUGGGAAAACUCAUCGCAGUCCUGCCAAAAAGAGUGUAGUGAGACCGAUAUGGGGCAUAAAUGCAAAGGCCGCAACAGAGACAAAGCAGAAAUAAACUCUAGCUCUGAUGCCGCCUGGCAAAAGCGAGGAUCUGGCAGAGCAUACAAUAGUUUGUCAGGUGAUGGCCAUGUUGCUCUCACACCCACAGAGCAUCCAGAAUUCCACCUGUUACCAGAGGUUCUGCUAAGUCAGUGGAGGCUUCUAUAGUUGUAGAGCUUACAAGGGGCUUGACAGGAGAGCUGGACCUAGACAACAAAGGGGGAAGCCCAGUCUAUACACUACAGUGUUGGCAAUAUUAUCAUGGAUGGAGAUACAACCACCAUAUCCCACAUUAAUCAAAAUGUGAAUGAUCAAAUCAGUGUCUGGUCUGACAUUGGACAUGCCAAGAAAGCGCUCCAUGGUCACCUACUAAGAAUAUCUUCCAGCCACAAGGCUUUGAGCAAAACUGUCAUUGACUAUCUUGUCAAGUGCUUUGGGUAUGUCCUGACGCAGAACAAAGACAAUCCAGAGGGCAUUCGAAACGAUUGCAAGGUAAUUCCAAACCAUGCUUUUGGGGACCACAGUUCCUGUGGUUCAUGGUGUCAGUACAAACAAAAUCAAGAAAGUUAUCACCACCGGUCAUUAUCUCAUGGCAAGGAUCUUGAAGGAGAGGAACUAAAGGGAGAUUUGUUACUGUUGAAGUAAACAGUUACUAUUAUUGAUCA